Molecule: messenger RNA, 756 nt
Organism: Plasmodium vinckei vinckei
Lineage: Eukaryota; Apicomplexa; Aconoidasida; Haemosporida; Plasmodiidae
Product: PIR protein CIR protein
Exons: 3
Coding region: 1-756 (251 amino acids)
Source: RefSeq, a predicted model, not a curated record
AUGAGGAAGAACAAACAAAUGUGUAAGUUACUUCUCGAAGGUGAUAGUUAUUUUAAUGAUGAAAAUGUCUAUAUGGAGGAAAUUAACAAAAACGUAAAAAUCAAAGGAUAUUGUAGUAUCAAUGGUUGUAAAACAAAUGAAGAUCGUAUUAAUUCUGUGGCCAAAUAUAUAAUUAUGGAAUUCAAAAAUUUAACAUCAAGAAAAGAAAGGCAUAAUGAUUAUGAUGAAUAUUUAUUGAUGUGGAUAAGUGAUAAAUUGCUUAAGAUACACAAAAAAGGAAAAGGCCAAAAUAUUGGAAGAGGCCGUAUGGAUGCUUUUACUUUAAAGCAGGCUUAUGAAGAGUAUUUAGAGAAACAUACAAAAGGAAUGGAUUAUUGGGUUCUUUUGGAUAUGCAGCAGGGUUUGAAAGAAGCGAAUCUUAAGUAUAUGAGCGAAUUUUAUAAAUUACUUAAUAAAAUAUGUAAAAUAAUUACAGAUUAUAAUAAUGGUGGCAGAAAUAAGAAUAUUCCUAAAUAUUCUACCGAUUGCGGUCGUCAAUAUAAAACCCUUUAUAAGAACAUUUCUGAAUGCAAAUCAUAUCUUGAUUUAUUGAAUAAAUUAAAAGGCACAUAUGAUGAUUUUAUAAGUUAUGCUAUUAAGAAAAAUAGUUCAAACAAUGAUUUAAAAACUAAACUUCAAACACUUACAACAGAAGAUGGAAAAGUGAUGGAGGCGGUGAGAAGUUUUAAAACAUACGACUUCAGUAAUGAAGAAUGA